Molecule: messenger RNA, 986 nt
Organism: Cuscuta epithymum
Lineage: Eukaryota; Viridiplantae; Streptophyta; Magnoliopsida; Solanales; Convolvulaceae
Source: the annotation of a GenBank genome assembly
UGUAGAACAUUGCAGGAAAAAAGAGCGCGGAAGACUCUAGAACGUGACGGUUCUAUGGAUGCUACUUGAAAAUUCUACCGCAAUCCUCUAUCUUGUUUAUAAAUGCCAUCCCUGGUCCUCCGUUGAUGCAUCGGAAAAAAUCUACUCGAAGCGUUUAUCAAUCAUCAAAAAUCAUCAACAUUUUUCAAAUUCUCUUCAAUUGAAAACUAAGAAUGUCUCUGAUUCCAAGCAUCUUCGGACGUCGCCGGAGCAACGUCUUUGACCCCUUCUCCCUGGACAUCUGGGAUCCAUUCGAAGGAUUCCCGUUCUCUAACGCCGUCGCAAAUGGCGGUGCUUCGGCGAGCGAAACGUCGGCAUUCGUGAACGCCCGAUUCGAUUGGAAGGAGACGCCGGAGGCUCACGUGUUCAAGGCGGAUGUGCCGGGGCUGAAAAAGGAGGAGGUGAAGGUGGAGGUGGAGGAAGGGAGGGUGCUGCAGAUCAGCGGAGAGAGGACAAGGGAGCAAGAGGAGCAGAAAGGGGACAAGUGGCACCGCGUGGAGCGGAGCAGCGGCAAGUUCUUGCGGCGUUUCCGGCUGCCAGAUAACGCGAAGUUGGAUCAGGUGAAGGCUGCGAUGGAGAACGGCGUGCUGACUGUAACUGUUCCGAAAGAGGAGGAAAAGAAACCUGAGAUCAAAUCCAUUGAGAUCUCUGGUUAGGGAAUUUCACAUCCCCGCGCUAUGAAUGCCUAUGAUCAGAUCUAUAUCGUGUUUGUGCUUUUAAUUAGAAGAAUAAGUAAUGGGGUAAUGGGUUAUCAUCAAAGUAUGUUGUAAGUUUUUGUAGUUGUUAAUGAUCAAAGUAUGUUAAUUCUAAACUUUGUCAAUUCUCGUCCCUAAAUCAUACUCCCUAUUUGCUCUAUAAUUUGCUUUGCUUUGCUUUUUCAGGCUAAUACUCUUCAAAUUCAGAAACUUGACAUCGAAUUGCACAACUUAUUUCAACUUCAAAUGCUG